UGUGCAUAACAAAAAUGCUUUAAAUCCGUUCAAUACAUUCUAUAUAACGACUAUCAAAAGUUUCCGCUCUCCUUGUAUAAGUUGGCAAUACGCGUACAAUAUAUGUAAGGAAACUCAGUCAUGCAAAAGAAAGUGACGAUAAAAAAUGUGAUGUAUGUCAUGAAAUUGAGUGUUCUCCUAAUUUGGAGUUGGCCGUUACCAAAUAAUGCAACAAAAUUAAAAACGUUCUUUAUGAGACUAUAUCAUUUUUGGUGCAUGAUUAUGGUGUUAUGCGUAGAACUGCCAUUAUUAUAUGGCAUUUCAAAUCAGAGAAACAAUCUUACUAUUAUGGUACAACAAAUAGUUUUAGCAAGUGGCUGUAUACAUUGUAUUGGCAACCAAAUUGUUUAUCAUGUAAAAUAUCAGAAAAUACAAAGUGUUAUUAACGAAAUGGAAAAAUUUGUCAAAGUAAUGAAGCCACAUGAAGAAAUAGUUAUUCAACGAUAUGUUGACAAGUGCCUUGCAUUCUACGGAACAACUAUAUCUAUUUUCUAUGUUGUUGUGUUUUUUAUGAUAGUGGGACCUAUACUGACGCAUCAACCAUUUCCAACAUUGGCUGAAUAUCCUUUUGACACGUCUUAUCUACCACUAAAAAUAAUAAUCUAUUUUAACCAAAGUUAUGUCGGGUUGAUGACAUCAGCACAUCUAUGUCUGAAUGCUUUUAAUGCUCUAAUGCUUUGGUAUACAUCGGCAAAAUUUAUGAUACUAAUUGAAGACAUAAGGAAAACUAGAAAUAUUUAUGAGUUAUUCAAAUGUAUUCAAGUACAUCAAGAAUUAAUCGAGUUUGCAGAAGAAGUUACUUCCAUUGUCGGUCCUUUCACAUGCAUAAGUAUAUAUUGUGGCACGUUUAGCGCCAUAGUAGCCUUUCUUGUGUUUGUUACUGAUCAACCUUUAUUACUAAAAUCUCAAUUUAUGGGAUUAAGUCUAAUAACUUUAUUAGAAGUAUACAUGUUUGCUUGGCCAGGAGAAGAAAUAAAAUCCGUGUCAAGCAUAGAUAUGGCACAAGCAGUAUUCGAUAUAUAUCAAACAAAAGAAAAAUCAAUUAAAUUAAAUACAUAUCUGCAGAUUAUGAUAAUGAGAAGUCAAAAACCAACAGUUGUUUCAAUACCCUGUUUGCUACCUGCAUUAUCUCAUAAUUCCUUUGCAACGUUCUGUUCAACUAUAAUGUCCUAUUUUACAACGCUGCGAGUAUUUCUGAUGGAAGAAGAAUAAUUAAAUAUGAUAAAAACAUAAUAUUACACAGAUUUAAAAUAAUAGCUUUAAAUUAGUAUUUGCACAAAAAAAUAUCCUUACUUCGUAGUCUUGUAGAAACAAUGAAAUAUACAAUUAUUUGAUUUAAACAGUGCAGUGUAAUAGUACGAAUGUAUAAGCUAAUGCCUUAGUAUUGAAAUCAAUACAUUAUUAUUGUUUAUAUGUAUAUUAAAUUAAUGUAAAAAGUAUAAGAAUAAAAAAUGAUCAACAAAACACGAUUAAAACUUAUUGUUUCCAGUGAUAAAUUAUCUAAAAAUAAUAACUCAGACUUGAUGAAUUUAACUCAACUGGUAUAAUUUUAUUGGUAAUUAAUUAAAGUAUGAUUGGGUGCAACAUUUUGACUCGAUCCGUCAUUAAGUUAUUUUUAAGUACAGAAUUGACAACUAAAAAUUGCUAAGAAACAUUGCGGUCAAUAAACUUGUAACCGCACAGAUCAUACAAUGUUUCGUGCAUACGAUGUUAACAAGUCAUUACAUAAAAUAAAACGUGUGAAAACUGGAAACAAUAUAUCAGUUACAAGUAUAAAAAGAAGAAAUAUGAUUAUAGGUGAUGAUUAUACGACUACACAAUUCUAGAUACAAAAUAAGACUGUCUCUUGUAACUAAUAUAUUGACUCCGGUUUUCACACGUUUUAUUUUAUAUAAUGACUUGUUAACAUCUUAUGCACGAAAUAUUAUAUGAUCCGUAACUUUGCGGCCAUAAGUUUAUUGAUCGCAAUGAUUCUUAGCAAUUUUUAUUUGUUAAUUCUGUAUUUGAAAAGAACUUAAUAACGAGAUCAAAACAUUACUUAAUAUUUUAAUUAAUAAUAAAAUUGCCAGUUCACCAAGUCUGAGUUAUUAUUUUUGAAUAAAAAAAUAUAAUAUAGAAAGCAAGUAGAAAGCAAUGAUAAGUUAUAGAUACCAAUAUAUAAUAUCUUAAAUAAUUUUGACAAUCCUCCAAUCAUAACUACAUUCGUAAAUGUAAUUAUACAAAUAAUAAUAUUUAGCUAUUAGAUGGAUUAGAAAGUAAUGUCAUUUUUUAUAAAUAAUGUAAAAUAAUGUAAACAGUAAUUUUGUCAAUAUAAUUUAUUAAGUAUAAUCAAAAAUCAUUUUUUAUAAUGAUCAUUCCCUUAUUUAUUGAACUUUUAAUUCCUUUUCCAAAAAAACUAAUUGACUUUAAUUUUUAAAAAUGUAGAUAAAGAGCGACUCAAAGGUCGCUUGCUAUUAUAUAAUUUUUUUGUAAAAAAAAAAUAAUAGUCCGAUGGAACAAGUACAGUAGAAAAAAGAAUAUUUUUGGAAUUCUUUAAUUUUCUUCGUUACACGUCAUUAAAUGUCAUGUUAUCAGAAUCAAGGCUAAUUAACUUUUUUACGAAAGAGAUUAAAAAGUCAAUAAUGUAACUGCCACCAUAGAAAAUAAUAUAAUAAUUAAAUUAUUUAAUAAAUAAUAUAUUAAUUAUAUUAAUACUAUUUAUUUAUAAAAAUGACUUUUGGGUUCCUCUAUUAUUUAACAUCAAAAAAUCGACAUAAAAAUUACUUUAAAUGAGACUUACGUUUAAUUAGGUACUUGCAAAGGAGUCCGAGAGAGUAUGAUAAAAGUGUUAUUUUUAUUUAUUAAUAGUUAUACAAUAUAAGAUACUAUAUAUUUUAAUCAUCCCUAUUUAUUUAGAUCUUCCAUCACCACAAAUUAAGUACACUUUUUAAAAACUUAGUAUUAUUUAUGUGCUAACUUAUUACUGCAUUUUCAAACUCGUAGUAUCAAAUUUUACUUAAUUUGAGUUAUUUUAACGAUUGCAUAGAUCGCCACUGCUCCUACUCAAUAGGAAAAUUAAAUCAACAAUAUAAGUACUUACUCAAUAUUAAU
This is a messenger RNA of Monomorium pharaonis (pharaoh ant), 3129 nucleotides long. RefSeq names its product odorant receptor 47b. Gene Ontology annotation, biological process: sensory perception of smell; detection of chemical stimulus involved in sensory perception of smell. The record is from RefSeq and is a predicted model, not a curated record. Bases 121 to 1251 code for a protein of 376 amino acids. Gene Ontology annotation, cellular component: plasma membrane. The transcript is spliced from 6 exons. Lineage: Eukaryota; Metazoa; Arthropoda; Insecta; Hymenoptera; Formicidae. Gene Ontology annotation, molecular function: odorant binding; olfactory receptor activity.